AUUUCUGUCCCACUAAUGUGUUUAUUUCACUAUCACUCUCAACAGGGGAACAUGGCAAUACAAAACAUCUACAUUUACCUGCUUGGAUUUUUGUCCAUAUCCUACAGAACAGAUGGAUAUUAUGAGCAGGUAGUAGACGAGUGCAGAUUCACCUCUAAGGACCUCCAGGAUGCAGAGUUUAUACGCUCUUAUGUUUUCAAUAUGGUUGAAGAUGUCAGGUUCAACAGCAGUGUGGGUGAGUAUGUUGGAUACACUGAGCUUGGUGUGAAGAAUGCAAAGGCAUGGAACAGUGAUCCUGGUGAACUGGCUGGUAUACGAGCACAGCUGGAUAGUUACUGCAGGAACAACGCGGGGAUCCACUACAGUGCCGUACUGGAUAAGACAGCUAAACCCUAUGUCAGAAUGAGCUCAGUGACGCCCCCCAGUGGCAGACACACUGCCAUGCUGAUGUGCAGCGCCUACGACUUCUACCCCAAACAAAUCAGAGUGACCUGGCAGAGGGACGGACAUGAGAUUAAAUCUGAUGUGACCUCCACUGAGGAGCUGGCUGACGGGGACUGGUACUACCAGAUCCACUCCCAUCUGGAGUACACACCCAAAUCUGGAGAGAAGAUCUCCUGUAUGGUGGAGCACAGCAGCCUCCCAGAGCCCAUGGUGUAUGACUGGGACCCGUCCAUGCCUGAGUCUGAGAGGAAUAAGAUAGCUAUUGGGGCGUCUGGUCUGGUUCUGGGAGCUAUCAUAGCAUUAGCAGGACUGGUCUACUACAAGAAGAAGUCUGCUGGGGUGCUCUAGCAACAACGAGCUAAGAUCUGAUGACAUAUUGAUGUAUUUACUGCAGAGAUGGAUCCAAAUUAAAUGUAUUGCUUGUGAAAAAUCAUUCUCAUAAAAGACCCCAACUGCUAUAGUUGCUUACUAAACAUUAUCAAAUACAUAAUUAAGCGUACUGCUGUUACCAUAUCCUAAAACAUUUAAAUAAUGUAUUAACAACUUACGACUUGAUAGUAAUAAAAUAAAUUGUAUGAUAACCAUGCAAUCAUUGUACAUGAGCUUAAUAGAGAUACUGUGGGUUAACUGCUUUAAUUGAGCUUCUAUACCUCUGUAGAUAAGUACUAUAGAGUGGGCAGCAAAGGAGUCUUUUUGGUUUUUGCAUUUUUUAUUAUAGGAACAAAAGAACAGGGAAUAGGUGAAGUUAACAGUGGAAAUAACCUGUAGUGAUAAUGCAGUUUUGAGAGGGAAUUAAACACUGUUAAGUUUUUGUUUUAUUUUUUAUGUUUUAAAUUACGGUUUCUCUCUGUAUUGAUGAAACACUCCAGACUAAAACAUAAUCAGUGUGACAACAAGUAAGUUACUAUGUGAUUGUUUCAGCUCCAUUAAUAUAAGUAUCUUCCUGACUUGAUGCUCAACGUCGUGGUGGUUUUAGAUCAUCUAUAUAAAUGUGUUUUGACAUGUCCCAUGAGAAAAUAUGAUUCCAGCUUAUUAAUAAAUGUAUCAAUAAACUAUUAAAAACCUCACAA
Molecule: messenger RNA, 1514 nt
Organism: Esox lucius (northern pike)
Lineage: Eukaryota; Metazoa; Chordata; Actinopteri; Esociformes; Esocidae
Product: SLA class II histocompatibility antigen, DQ haplotype D beta chain-like
Exons: 6
Coding region: 16-792 (258 amino acids)
Biological process (GO): antigen processing and presentation of exogenous peptide antigen via MHC class II; peptide antigen assembly with MHC class II protein complex; immune response
Cellular component (GO): membrane; MHC class II protein complex
Molecular function (GO): MHC class II protein complex binding
Source: RefSeq, a predicted model, not a curated record